Helobdella robusta is the source of this 1174-nucleotide messenger RNA. RefSeq lists its product as hypothetical. Gene Ontology annotation, molecular function: phosphatidylinositol binding. Gene Ontology annotation, cellular component: endosome membrane; endosome. The transcript is spliced from 9 exons. Gene Ontology annotation, biological process: early endosome to Golgi transport. NCBI's taxonomy places the organism in Eukaryota, Metazoa, Annelida, Clitellata, Rhynchobdellida, Glossiphoniidae. The record is from RefSeq and is a predicted model, not a curated record. The coding region runs from base 19 to 1164 and encodes 381 amino acids.
GAGGAGACAAACAAUGAUAUGAUUGAGAUCAAAGUGACCGACGCCAAAAAGGUUGGUGAUGGGAUGAGCGCUUACGUGGCCUACAAGGUCUCUACUAAGACGAACAUGAAACAGUUCAACAUGGCGGACAUGAGUGUCAUUCGAAGGUUCAGUGACUUCCUGAUUCUACACGAGAAACUCAUCACUAACCAUCAACACCUCGGCAGGAUUGUACCACUGCCCCCGGAAAAGGAUGUCAUUGGCAUGGCAAAGAUGAAAAUAUCGAAAGAAGAUGAGUUCGCCAGCAUGGAGUUUGUUGAGAAGAGGAGGGCUGCCUUGGAGAGAUUUCUAACGCGUAUAUCACGUCACCCCGAACUGAGCAAGGACCCUUCCUUCGUAGAGUUCCUCCAACUCGAAGGGGAACUCUCCAGACCCGCGUCGGCCAGUGUUUUUUCGGGGGCGGGCCUCGCGAAAUUGUUCGGUCGUGUCGGGGACAGUAUCAAUAAAAUGACCUACACUCUCCCCGAGACUGACCAGUGGUUCGAAGACAAAGUGGAGCAAAUAGAAGUCCUGGAGAAUGAUCUGAGAGACUUGCAUUCCAGCUGUGAACAGCUUGUCCUGCAAAGAAGAGACCUAUCCCAGUGCACGAACAUGCUGUCGAAGAGUGUGGCAAACAUGGGAAGCGCGGAAGAGGAUCUGCAGUUGUCCAAAGUGUUAUCAUCUCUAUCCGAUGUCUUUGGAAAGAUCGAAAAUAUCCAGACCGAAUUAUCCAAUCUGGAUCUCUACUGCCUGUCUGAAGUUAUAAAGGAUAACUUACUGAUGAUUACUAAUUUGAGGAACAUACUGUCAGAGCGAGUGAAGGUACACAAACAUUGGAAGGAUACGGAAGCGAACCUGGAGAAGAAGAAGUUACUGAAGGCAAAAAUGGAGAUACAGAGGAAAAUGGAGAGGAUCGACGUCGUCAAUAACGAGAUUGCCGAGUUGGAGCAGAAAGUGAAAGACGAAGCCGCCAGGUUCGACUGCAUCUCGCAGACCAUUCGCCAGGAAAUGUCUCAACUCGAUAAGAUGAGAACCCUCGAAAUUAAAGAGGUUGCUGUUCAUUAUCUUAAGAUGAACGCGCAGUGCCAGCAACAGCUUGCUGAUUUGUGGGAGGCCUUCAUUCCGGAAGUCAACCAAAUAGCCUGAUUGGUGGAUG